Messenger RNA from Labeo rohita (rohu), 5263 nucleotides. RefSeq names its product receptor tyrosine kinase-like orphan receptor 1 (gene ror1). Gene Ontology annotation, molecular function: ATP binding; protein binding; protein kinase activity. Gene Ontology annotation, biological process: protein phosphorylation; positive regulation of kinase activity; multicellular organism development. Gene Ontology annotation, cellular component: signaling receptor complex. Lineage: Eukaryota; Metazoa; Chordata; Actinopteri; Cypriniformes; Cyprinidae. Bases 175 to 2994 code for a protein of 939 amino acids. The transcript is spliced from 9 exons. The record is from RefSeq and is a predicted model, not a curated record.
UCCAAACAGGAGCGAAAGAAGGAGAGAGCAGAGCAGACCAUCCGCCUACACCAUUACACCUCUGCGGACAUCCGAGGUUCAGUGAAGUCCAGAAGAGCUCUGCAUUCUCCAGCUAUAACACUGACCUGUGAGAAGAACUUGCGGUGGAUGUAAGAGCGCUCAGAGGCAGAAGAAAUGAGCAGAGGAACAGUGAAAGAGCCGCACGGAUGCCAGCGCAACUUCACACUGAUCAUCGUGUUGCUCGUAGUCAACUGCGGGGCAGAGAUUUCUUCAGACCCAAACGUGGUGGCCGCCUCCAGUUGGAACAUGUCCAGCGGAGCUGACAGAGAUCACUUUCUAAGGCUUGAUGCUCCAAUGAAUAACAUCACUACCUCCCUCGGACAGACAGCGGAGUUGCAUUGCCACGUUUCAGGGAAUCCACCACCCACAGUCCGCUGGCUUAAAAAUGAUGCCCCUGUGGUCCAGGAACCGCGGCGUGUCUCUUACAGACCCACUACGUACGGCUCCCGCCUGAGAAUCCGAAACCUGGACACCACAGACACUGGCUACUUUCAGUGCGUGGCUACCAACACCUAUGGCACAGUGUCUACCACAGGAAUCCUGUUUGUCAAGUUUGAUCCGGCUCCCACCCCUCUGCCUGGAAGGCCUUCACCAGAGGAUUUUGACGAGGAAGGCUUCUGCCAGCCGUACAGAGGGAUUGCGUGUGCCCGCUUCAUAGGAAACAGGAGUAUCUUUGUGGACUCGCUGCAGAUGCAGGGCGAGAUUGAGACACAAAUCACAGCUGCGUUCACCAUGAUUGGCACCUCUAAUCACCUGUCAGAUCGCUGCUCCCAGUUUGCCAUCCCUUCCCUGUGCCACUUUGCCUUCCCCACAUGUGACCGCAGCUCUGGCAUGGACAAACCGCGGGACUUGUGCAAGGACGAGUGUGAGAUUCUAGAGAAUGAUCUGUGUAAGACAGAGUACAUCAUCGCUCGCUCCAACCCUCUCAUCCUCAAGCGCCUCAAACUGCCCAACUGUGAAGACUUGGCCGCUUCGGACAGCCCCGAGGCUGCCAACUGCAUGAGAAUAGGCAUCCCAAUAGCUGAGACCAUAAAUAAAAGCCAUAAAUGUUAUAACAACAGUGGUUCGGACUAUCGCGGGACAGUCAGCGUAACUAAAUCUGGUCGUCAGUGUCAGCCGUGGAACUCACAGUACCCCCACAGCCACACCUUCCUGGCCAUGCGUUACCCGGAGCUCAACGGGGGACAUUCCUACUGUCGCAACCCUGGCAACAAGCACGACGCUCCCUGGUGCUUCACCCUAGAUGAGAGUGUGCGCAUGGAGCUCUGCGACAUUCCUCCAUGUGAUUUACCCAAGCACGGCAGCAGCAGCAGUAUGGGGAUCCUGUACAUCCUGGUACCGAGCGUUGCUAUACCCCUGGCCAUUGCCCUGUUGUUCUUCUUCAUCUGUGUGUGCCGAAACAACCAGAAAGCCUCACGUCCACCAGCCCCACGGCAGCCCAAACCGGUACGCGGCCAGAACGUGGAGAUGUCCAUGCUCACAGCAUACAAACCAAAGAGCAAAGCCAAAGAGCUUCCUCUGUCUGCAGUGCGCUUCAUGGAGGAGUUGGGCGAGAGCAACUUUGGUAAAAUCUACAAAGGCCACCUCUACCUGCCAGGGAUGGAGCAAGCCCAGCUAGUGGCCAUAAAAACAAUGAAGGACAUCUCAAGUGCACAACAGUGGGGCGAUUUCCAGCAGGAAGCAUCUGUCCUGGCAGAACUUCAUCAUCCCAAUGUGGUUUGUCUCCUGGGUGUCGUGACCCAGGAGCAGCCUGUCUGCAUGCUUUUCGAGUUCCUAGCCCAAGGGGACCUCCACGAGUUCCUCAUCAUGCGCUCACCCCACUCAGACGUGGGCUGCAGUAGCGACGAAGACGGUACCGUCAAGUCCAGCCUCGACCAUGGAGACUUCCUCCACCUGGCCAUUCAAGUCGCAGCCGGGAUGGAGUACCUCGCAAGCCAUUUUUAUGUCCACAAAGACCUUGCGGCAAGAAACAUCCUGGUUGGUGAGCAACUUCACAUCAAGAUCUCCGAUCUUGGCUUGUCGAGAGAAAUCUACGCCUCGGAUUAUUACAGAGUCCAGCCCAAAACGCUCGUUCCUAUUCGCUGGAUGCCACCAGAAGCCAUGAUAUAUGGAAAGUACACGACAGACUCUGACAUUUGGGCGUUUGGUGUGGUUCUGUGGGAGAUCUUUAGUUUUGGUCUGCAACCCUAUUAUGGUUUCAGCAACCAGGAAGUGAUGGAGAUGGUGCGGAAGAGGCAGCUCCUGCCCUGCCCAGAGGAUUGCCCUCCUCGCAUGUAUGCACUGAUGACCGAGUGCUGGCAGGAGGGUCCCGCUCGACGGCCGAGAUUUAAAGACAUCCAUACCCGACUACGUGCCUGGGAGGGUCUGUCCUCUCACGCAAGCUCCAGCACACCAUCUGGAGGCAAUGCCACCACCCAGACUACCUCUCUGAGCGCCAGCCCUGUCAGCAACCUCAGCAGCCCGCGCUACGCCGGUUACAUCUAUGGAGCUCCGCAGAGCAUCCCACCAGGACAAAUCGCAGGCUUCAUGGCAGCGCCGAUGCCUCAAAACCAGCGUUUUAUACCUGUAAAUGGAUACCCUAUCCCAACAGGCUAUGCUGCCUUCCCCGCUGCCCAUUUCGCUCCGGCUCAGGGCCCUCCACAAGUGGUGCAGCACUGCCCUCCGCCAAAGAGCCGGUCGCCCAGCAGCGCCAGCGGCUCAACUAGCACGGGUCACGUGACAAGCGUCCCCUCCACAGGCUCCAAUCAUGAUGCCAAUACACCUUUGCUUUCUCAUUGUGUCACUCUGACGCCCAUGACCGUAUCGGGCGGCACAAUGCCAGUUUUUGGACAUAUGGCACAGAAGGCCAUGCAAUUAGACCCAAGUCAGGCGGCGCUUCUGGCUGACACUAACAGACUGAUCUACAGUGAAUCCAUCAUUACUGCCGAUUUGUGAAUACGUUUUUGUCUUGUAUAUUGAUUUAUUGAAUUAUUAAUAUUUUAAUGUUUUUUUCUUUCUUGUAAAUAUGAAAUAGCCUGAACAAAAUGCGAAAGUUUAUAUUUUAAUGUUGUUUUAUAAACAUGUCUUAAAGGAAACUUGUAUAUUCACAUAUUCUCUGUGAAGUUCAUGCCACUUUUUCGACUUUGUAUGACUAAAUGUGGCCUUUUUUCAACCAGAACUUUGAAAUCAAGCCCUUUCGACAGAGCUGUGGGUUUAUCAUCAGUUUUGUCUGCUUUUUUACUUUUCGACGACUUCCUGGUAGGCUUCCAAAUCUAUUAGGGUGUGUUCACACUUGUAGUUCAGUUCAUUUGGUCCAGACCAAAAAGGAAUAUUAUUAAUUUGGUCCUGGUCCAUUUAGCGUUCACACUGGCAUUUUUGACAGCGCACCUAAAGAUACCGAACCUAAAGGCAUAGUGAUACAUUCACAACCUGAUUGGUUGGGUUGAGUGACGUAUAUGCCAUCUGCUUGACUAAACAUGCUCGUUGUGUGUAUAUGAUUUUAUUUUCAACACCUGCGAACUCACAAAGAGCUCAUAAAAGGCACUUUAACUCUUAGUUGCUCCACAUUUGCUCUCUGCUCAUUUUGUUUUGGAUAUACCAUGUGUUCCCUUCAUGAUAUCAUUGCAUAGCAUCACAUCUUGUCAUUACGUUUUAAAAGUAUUUGGUCCGUGUCGAGUUCAUAUUUCAAUCGAAACAUGAAAAGUGUGAUCACACCCUUAGUCUCUGUCCCGUCAUUGCAUUUUGGACUUAAAUAGCAUUAUUAUUGCAUUGAAAUCCAACCCUAUAGUAAACGUUCCCAAAUUAAAGUAUGUGACCAUACGUGCCAUUUUCCGGAGACACGUUCUGGCCAGGAUUUUUAUGUUGUCUAAAACAACCAGGUUUUCGAUCAUGUAUCAUGUAUUAUGUAUCGAUCAUGUAUGAAAACAGGAAAACAAAGCCAAAACCUGGAUAUUUUGGGCAAGAUAAAAUAAAACAGCAAGUAAAUAAAAUAAGUUAUCAAAAUCUUGAAAAAAAUAAGCAGUGGGGGCGUGUCCUCUGUCUAUGCUGAAACCACGCCCACUCACAGGAAAGCUGCUGCCUUACUCAACUGUCAAAUACCGCUACAAUCUGAAUGGAUGGCCAAGAUAUUUUGUACAUUACCACAACCAAGUAAUAUGCAUUUAUGUCACAAAGGCAUAGCUAGUUAGCAAACUGUAGGCUGUAGUAACCAACGGUAAAGACGGUAACUCGCGAUUGACCAACUGAUUGAACAACUGAUGCAAACCCAGGUAGCACAUGUACAUCUGCAAGAUGUCUGUUAAAGAUUGCUUGAUCUGGAAAGCAUCUGCUGUGUACAAACAUCUGACAGAUGUCUGUAAGAUGUCAGUUCAUACAUUCUAAAUCAUAAAGACAUCUAAUAAACGUCAAUUUGACAUCUGAUAGUAAGUGUCCUAUAGACGUAUUACAGAUGAGCAAACACUCUAAAAAAUGACUUCCUGAUGUAAAUGCAGAUGUCAAAUAGACGUCUCCGUGAUGUAUUUGUGCUAUCAGGGAAUGCACUCUAGUUAUUAUAGAUGCUCAGUGGCUCCAGUGUGUCAUGGAGCCAUGAUUUCAGCCCCGACCAAAAAUCCUGAACACAAAAACUGUUUAACAGUCUAACUCCACAGUUCAGUCCUACAUAGUAUUUAUAACGUGUUUUCAACAAUACAUUUCUAACAUGUAUAAUGUGUUUAGAAACAAUUCUCUGAAUUGCCUUUACAUGGACUUUAAGGGAAUAGUUUUGCAAAUAUAUAUCACUGAUAUCUUAAUAUGAGGAAAAAAAUAUUGCUUUAAUUAUGGCCACCAUAUGCCUGCCUGCGUUUUAUCAUCAAUUCAGGCAUUUGUACAUGUGAGGGAAUGUGUUGUGCAACAUUCUUCUGUUAAUGUGGUGUUAUUCUUAAUAUUUCAACACACGAAGUACACCAGUGCUGUGUUGUAAACCAACAAACCAGUGACUUCUCAGGCAACAUUUUGCGUUUCUAAGCUACAUCCUAAAACUGAUUUCGGACAGGCUUCUGUGGUGUCAUAACUGUCUAAUUGAGCUGCAGCAAAAUAGCAAACAAAUAUUUAAAUACCAUAAUAUUUAUUUCUUGCUAGGAGUUAAAGGGAUGGUUCACCCAGAAAUGAACGUCCCUGGUGAAAAAAAACAGCAUAUGCUGGUAGGUAGGUUUUGAUGCUGGUUUAAGCUGGUCCUUUGCUGGUUUUU